Messenger RNA from Trichoderma virens Gv29-8, 1940 nucleotides. RefSeq lists its product as uncharacterized. The record is from RefSeq and is a predicted model, not a curated record. The coding region runs from base 1194 to 1940 and encodes 248 amino acids. Lineage: Eukaryota; Fungi; Ascomycota; Sordariomycetes; Hypocreales; Hypocreaceae. The transcript has a single exon.
CCAGAGAAAGAAAUAAAAAUAAAAAAGAAGAGAAAGGAAAUAAGCAAAAUAUCAAUACCCCUUAACCAUUCAAUGGCACUUUUCACAUUUCGUUCCAGGCACCUCCCACCCGCGAAACCCGGAGGUCGUCGUCGUCGCUCCGAUUCAUCCUCUCAAUCCACUGAUCCUCCCUCACAAGCGCCUCGUGCUCAACCUCCUCCAUGAUUCUCAGCUCCGCCAGCAUGUCGUCAAUCAGCGAGCGCGAUCCGUCUAGCAUCUUCUCCAAGCUCGACUUUUCGUCCUCUUCCGGCGGCUCGGUGUAAAACUCAUCCCGACACAAGUCGUCGAUAUCGCUGAGCUGCUGCCUCCAUUCGUCUAGAUGUUUAAUGAGAUCUUCACGCUCUUCUUUCCACCUGGCAUCCAAGUCUUCGAUGAAAACUCUGUCAUCCCCUUGGACUUGCACGACCCCUCUCCUUCUCGCAUCCUCCAUCUCGCUCACCCCAUCAAUCCAAUUCUCGAAAUGUCGUACCACACGAGCAUAUCGGCCACCCGGGUCGCUCAGUGACCAUACGUUCGUGAUGAUGGAUUCCAAAGACUGAAUCUUCUCGUCCAGUCUACCUCCACUGCCCCAUCUUCUGAGCGCGAGCACAUUCCGCUUCUCCAGCGCAGCACUCUCCUGCUCAGCAACCUCCCUGCUCUCUUCACUUAGCUUUUGGAACCGGCUUCCCAAUUUCUGUUUGGCACUCGCUCGCCAUUCGGCAUCUACAGUUGGAGCCUCCUGAUGCAGCAGAUACAGCUGUAGAAGUUCUGCCUGAAGCUUGCUAACCUCGGCAGACGCAGCAAUAUUAGCUGGCAACUUGGAGGGCGAAGGGGGGGCUAGAUGUGACGCAGAAGGUUUAGCAGACAGAGACUUCCCCGGCGAGCUGGGUCGCUGUAGGGAAGGAUUUGAAGGUCGUUUCAAUUGGGACGCUUGGUCUGAUGACAGCAACGUACCAGCAGAGGAUGGCUUGGAAAGUCUAGACACCACUCUACUGAGAGUCGCCAGCGACGGCUUACGAAACGUCGACAUCUUUUCAGUAGAGGGAGCUCGGCGUUCUAGCUUUGGUUGUCCCGUCGGAGUCGCAGCCCGGCUACUAGCAGCUGAAUUUGCAGACCGGGUGGUGGUUGGAGUAAUAGAUCGAGUCGUGGAGGUUCUAGUCGCAGAUCGGGCAGAGAUGGAGAACGUGGUAGCGCGAGACAGCCCUCCUACCGAGGGGGAUCUCGUCCGAUUCGAAGGCGGCGUCUUCGCAUUUACCGACGAAGGCGUAGCCGGCCCCCCUGAAGCUGAGAAAGUAUUGGACCGAGCCAUGGCAGUCGGUGUUACUGAUCGUCGAGUCGUCGUUGGUACGCCCGCCUGGGCUGUUGGUGUUGCGGGCCGUCGGAUUGGAUCUCUCGACCUCGACGUGGGCUUCACCACGGUUGGUCCAGCGAGGUUUGUGGCCGAGCUUCUUGUAUACGCAAGUCCCGUCGACCUUCGCUCCAGUUCUUUUGGCUUUCCCUCCAUUGAUAUGCUCGCAGACCUCCCCCUCGUCUGGAUGGAGGGUCUAGUCAUGGUUGUCGAUGGUGGAUAUUUGUUGGUCGCGGCCGUCUUCUCCUUUCUCGCCAUCACCUCCUUCGUUGCCAUCGUCAUUGACCUCGCCAGACGCCCGGGCAUUGGCGGCGCACCAGGAGCCCUAGCAUUGCUGUUGGUGGCCGUGUUCUUCAAGCUGUUCGUCGAGCUGCUGGAACUAGAAGCUACCGAGACGCUUGAGGCGCCUCGGGCACCAUAUCUGGGCAGCCGACUUGGCGACGUACUUCGGGGCACCGACGCCUCUCGAGUGCUAGACGAUCGGGUCGGUAUUUGUGGGAUGCCCGUGUUUGAGCGUACCGAGCGCGAGCGAGGAAUUGACGACAUGGCGGUGAUGCUGGAGGUUGGGAAAUAA